UUCCACUUCCCUCCCUCACCCCACCUGCCUGCCAAUAGCUAGAGAUAGCCAAGAUCAAGGUUAAUGGUUAACAGCAGCUAUUACCGCACAGAAAGUGACUUCCGCCUGCUGGGGCCGGGCCCAAAGCUGCCCUUGCCUGCACAGCAGCGCGGUGGAAGGGGAGCGGUUCGCUCCGCAAAGGGCUACUGAACAGCAGCUUCGCUCGGCAGAGAAAGGAGGCGGAAAAUCCAGAAUGAGCGAGAGGUGUUUACCGUAAGGAUAGGUAAGAGCUGAAACGCUUUCCCACUCGGCUUACUGACUUACUGGCUGCUGCUAAUAAAACCCACAGGUGUGGCUGACUGAGACCUAUUAGUUGUAAGCCGACUUCUCUGACCUGUGUGUCUUGGUGAAAGGGCAAAGUGAGGAAGGAUCUAUUUGCCGUAAAUUUGAAGAUCAGAGGGGGCAGGAAGUCUCUUCUUCCCUCAGGAGCUGCUCAUGGCAGGACAGACCUCUCCUUCAGACUGUUCUCAUCUCAUUGACCACAGCCACAUUCCUGAAUUUGAGGUGUCCCUUUGGAUCAAGAUCACUUUGGCGUCAGUGUAUAUCUGCAUUUUUGUUGCGGGCAUCUUGGGCAACAGUAUCACCAUCAAGGCCACCAGGAUUCUGCAGAAGAAAGGCUACCUGCAGAAGGAGGUCACAGACCACAUGGUGAGCCUGGCUUGCUCUGACCUGCUGGUCAUCCUGCUAGGCAUGCCCAUGGAGUUCUUCAGUGCCAUCUGGAGCCCCUUUUCCACACCCAAUGGCAACAUGGCUUGCAAGCUCUACUACUUUCUCUUUGAAGCCUGCAGUUAUGCUACUGUGCUGCAUGUUGCCACUCUCAGCUUUGAAAGGUAUGUGGCUAUCUGCCACCCCUUCAAGUUCAAGUCUUUCUCUGGACCCCGCACAGUGAAGCUGCUCAUUGCCUUUGUCUGGGGGACAUCUGUCAUAGUGGCUCUGCCUCUGCUUUUUGCCAUGGGAACAGAAUAUCCCCUGGAAACCAUCGAGGGCUACCACGGUACAACUGCUUGUGUCAAGCCUACACCCAGGCACCACCUCCCUGAGCUGAAGUACAACACAACCAUCUGUACCAGCCUCUCCUCCAAGUGGUCUGUCUUUCAGGCCAGCAUCUUCAGUGCCUUUGCUGUGUACAUCAUAGUGCUGGCAUCUGUCACUUUCAUGUGCCGCAGCAUGAUGAAAACUCUGACAAUCCACAAGGAAGGAACUGUGACAGUGAAAGGUGGACUAAGACACCAGGAGCAGUACCUGAGAAAAAAUGAGAGCUCAGAGGGCAAGAGCUCCAGGAGACAGAUCACUUUAUUCCUAGGUAGCCUUCCUGAAGGCGCUGUGAAGUGUAACCAGCUACCAUGGCCACAGUGUUGCUGCUGUAUUGAACUUCUUACAGCAAGAUGUUAAGGCUGAAAUUUUACUUCUGAUUGUUUUCACUCAAAGUAAGAAGGGAGGUCAAUCAAAACUGGUAAUUUCCUCAUCUUUAUCUAGAGGAAGUAAAUUGGGAUGAGCAGAAAAAGAAGGGUUGGAAAGUGAUGUAGUCAAAAGAAAUGAGAAUGUUAUGUAUUUGGGGUUAUUAACAUGCAUCAGUGGCAUCUGUGCUUGAGAAGAAAGUGAACAUAGAGGCUUCAGCAGACCGUUCUGGUACAAUGUGUGAUGUUAUAGUAUGUUUGAUUGUCACUAGUACACCACAUGUAACAUCAAAUUGGGACAGGCAGGACCAAUUUACACAUGUUUUCAUUUGAAGAUAGCAAAUGUCUCUUUGCAUAUGUGGAUGCUUUGAUUGAAGCAUAGAAACGUAGACUUUUAAUAAAGAAGGCAGCAACAAGAA
Molecule: messenger RNA, 1855 nt
Organism: Pogoniulus pusillus (Red-fronted tinkerbird)
Lineage: Eukaryota; Metazoa; Chordata; Aves; Piciformes; Lybiidae
Gene: GPR39
Product: G protein-coupled receptor 39
Exons: 2
Coding region: 475-1431 (318 amino acids)
Biological process (GO): G protein-coupled receptor signaling pathway
Cellular component (GO): membrane
Molecular function (GO): G protein-coupled receptor activity
Source: RefSeq, a predicted model, not a curated record